This is a messenger RNA of Solanum verrucosum, 744 nucleotides long. Its product is annotated as S-locus-specific glycoprotein S13-like. The transcript is spliced from 2 exons. Lineage: Eukaryota; Viridiplantae; Streptophyta; Magnoliopsida; Solanales; Solanaceae. The record is from RefSeq and is a predicted model, not a curated record. Bases 1 to 744 code for a protein of 247 amino acids.
AUGUUUGUAGAAAAGAGACUGUAUUUUCCUAUCCUUCUCUUCAUUUAUCUCCUCUUAUGUUCGUCUCGAUUUGCUAUAUCGCAACCUUUACAGGACUACAACUUCACUCUUUUGAAUUCUACUGCAGGGCUUGCCGGGAUUUCCUCUUUCUGGAUCAACAUACCCUCCUCUAUUGAUGUUAAUUCCACCGACGGCUUCUUUGGUUUGGUGACACCCAUACUUCAGCGAAGAAAUGCUGGCUCACGAUUCCUCUGUGGCUUCUACUGCAAUUUCUUUGUCACCGAAUGCCUUCUUGGUAUCCUUUUGUACCACAUCAACUACAACGAGGAGAGCGAUGUGAUAAAUAAACCCCAGUUAGUUUGGUCUGCUAACAGGAACCAUCCAGUGAAAGUCAAUGCAACCUUGCAACUAGGCCAUGAUGGCAACUUGGUCUUGACGGACUCUGAUGGCACUCUUGUUUGGUCCACUAAUACUACUGGAAAAUCUGUUUCUGGCAUAAACUUAACAGAAAUGGGAAAUCUUGUGCUCUUUGAUAAGAGAAAGCGCGCAAUUUGGCAGUCUUUUGAUCAUCCUACGGAUUGUUUGCUUCCAGGGCAGAAUUCUACUGCCGGGCUUUCCUCUUUCUGGAUCAACAGGCCCUCUCUUUUUACUAAUUCCACUGCCGACUUAUUUGGUACCAUGCCAAUGAAUGCCUUCUUGGUAUCGUUUUGUACCCCAACAAAUACAACGAGGACGGUGUUAUAG